CAUCUUGUGUUCCUUUUCAGAUCCUUUCAAUUAAAGACUUCCUCCUCCUGCAGAUCCCCUUGCAGUCCCCUAUGAACACUGUGUGGAGUGAUGACUAGCAUGUGCAACCCCGAACCCUCCCACCACCAAACACAGACACAAUAUACAGCAUGUGAUUGUGUGAUAGUGAUAUUGAAAGUAUUGGUUUUCAGGAGUAGAUGCGCGGCAGGUGGAGGAGUAGCAAAAUUCUUCAGAACAGCCAACGCUGACGCACCUGUCCUGAGCCAACCCUCCCACCUCUCUGUGUCACUUCUGAAGAAAAGAUCUCUGUCCUGUCCCAGUCAGGACCUCCAAGCCCCAGGAAAAAUGGGCAACAUGGCAACAGAGAUUGUUGCCUUUGUCCUGACCAUCUCGGGGUGGAUCCUGGUGUCUUCCACCCUGCGGCUAGACUACUGGAAGGUGUCCUCUGUGGACGGGACGGUCAUCACUACCGCUACCUUCUGGUCUAACCUAUGGAAAACAUGUGUGACUGAUUCCACUGGUGUGUCUAACUGCAAGGACUUUCCUUCAAUGCUGGCUCUGGAUGCCUAUAUCCAGGUGUGUCGAGGUUUGAUGAUCGCCGCUGUAUGUCUGGGUUUCUUUGGUGCCAUCUUCGCCUUGGUAGGAAUGAAGUGCACAAAAAUAGGAGGCUCUGAGACCACCAAGGCUCGUCUGACUGUCCUCUCGGGCUUCCACUUCAUUCUCAACGGCCUCUGCUGCAUGACUGCAUGCUCCAUAUAUGCUCACAGGAUCACAACUGACUUCUUUGACCCCCUCUUUUAUGCCCAGAAGUUUGAGCUGGGUGCAGCUCUCUUCAUCGGCUGGGCUGGAUCUCUAAUGUGUAUCCUAGGCGGACUUAUCUUCUGCUUCUCACUGUCCAAAGGCUUCAGUGUCAGAGCUGAAUACUCCUACACUGGAGCUGCAUCAUUUGAGACAGCACUAAACAAGCACAGAAAGACGAGAAACAACCUUCACAAUGAACCAGGGGAGCCAUCGAGGCAGUUUGGAAGAAAUGCCUAUGUGUGACAUUGGACUCUUGUGGUUACAUUUAUUAUAAUAGUUUGGGG
Molecule: messenger RNA, 1085 nt
Organism: Etheostoma cragini (Arkansas darter)
Lineage: Eukaryota; Metazoa; Chordata; Actinopteri; Perciformes; Percidae
Gene: cldn10a
Product: claudin 10a
Exons: 5
Coding region: 91-1044 (317 amino acids)
Biological process (GO): cell adhesion; bicellular tight junction assembly
Cellular component (GO): plasma membrane; bicellular tight junction
Molecular function (GO): structural molecule activity
Source: RefSeq, a predicted model, not a curated record